Malania oleifera is the source of this 453-nucleotide messenger RNA. RefSeq lists its product as uncharacterized. Bases 1 to 453 code for a protein of 150 amino acids. The transcript has a single exon. The record is from RefSeq and is a predicted model, not a curated record. Lineage: Eukaryota; Viridiplantae; Streptophyta; Magnoliopsida; Santalales; Ximeniaceae.
AUGGGAUAUGAAAAACACAAUGAUGAAUUGAUUCUUAAAGGAAGUGGAGGUCAAGCACCUCCUCCUCCUCCUGUUGCUGAACCCCAUGCUUGGUUCAAUCCAUUUUAUCAGCAGUUUACCAGUUUUAGUCAAAACAUGCAAAUCGAACUUCACUCUCUUCAAACCAACUUCUCUUCUUUUCAAGCAAAUUAUUCCUCACUUGAUAAACAUGUUUGUCGCAUUGAAAAACACCUUGUUAGUUCAUCUCGUCCUUCAAAUCCUAUGGAUAUUAGUUCAGCUUCUUCGAGUAAUGAUGGAAGUGAUGAAGAGGAUUCUCAAGAUGGCAACAAUGAUGAUGAGGCAAACACCGAAGAAGAAUAUGAGGAAGGUGAAGCUAAUGAAUCAGGCGAAGAAGAAGAAGAAGAAGAUGAAGAUGAAGAUGAAGAUGAAGCUGAUGAUAAUCGAUUUCCUUGA